Nicotiana tabacum (common tobacco) is the source of this 1319-nucleotide messenger RNA. RefSeq lists its product as uncharacterized. NCBI's taxonomy places the organism in Eukaryota, Viridiplantae, Streptophyta, Magnoliopsida, Solanales, Solanaceae. The record is from RefSeq and is a predicted model, not a curated record.
CAAAAUGGAGGAUAUUUCUCUAAGCAGUCAAUUGAAAACCAUAGUACGUUUUCAACGUUCACAACUAGAAAUUCCACUCCACCUAGAGAUGUCCGUGUUCGAGUUCAUUAACUUCUUUUGACAAGAGGUAUGAUCAGUGUUGGAUAUAUAUGAUGCUAUUGCGGCUAAUCAAGAAAUACUACUGUUCCGUCUUCAAGAAGAAGAAAAAGAAAAAGAAGAUGGCGAAUUCUGAGAAAGUAGUUGGUGUAAAGAAAGUGAGGCAAAAAGAUCCAGAUGGAUGGGAUGUGACAAUGCCACUCCCAGGGGACAUAAUAGAAGGCAUUGGUGAAUUAGCUGCUGAUGAUGAUUCAUUUGUUCAGGCCAAGGCAUGGUCAGAGUUAGCUUUAUUUCUUGGUAAAAUUGUUGGACAUUUCAUUUGGUUGAAAGUUAGAAGGGGAGAGAGUAGACUUAAACUCAGGGGAUAUGUCUUAGUUGAACGACGUUCCAAUCUGCAAAAAAGGUUUGUGGUUAGAGCAGCAUCUGAUGACAGACAUCUUGCUGUUAUAGCAGAAUUAACUUUGGGACGUUGCACUGAACUCCAGGAAAUGAGCAGAAGAAUGGUAAAUUCGGGCUCACGGGGAUAUAACCAAAUGGGAUUACAAUAUGACUGGAAGAUGAAGGUGGGAACCUAUCUACCCGAUUCUCGUUCCACAGUUGUUAGCUCCAUACUUUUCAUGCCUUUAACAAGAGAGUAUAGAGUAGAAGCCACAAUAGUUCGAACCAUGGCCUGGUUUUCAGCAGCGGUAUCUUCAGGAAUCCCCCUUGUAUUCGUUAACAUUCAAACUGAGCAAAUAAGCAAUUUGGAGAGGAGAAACAACAUUGGUAACCAAUCCGCGCAAGGAGUAAGGCUAUGGUAUCUACCAGGAAUUGAAGAGAUUCCACUUGAACUAACACCUGUUCCAGGAGAAACCAGAUUCGGAAUAGACAUUAAACGAACAGAUGAAGGAUUUGUCAGUAUAUACUCAGUAACAAAGGGGACAGCUGCAGAACGAGCCAGUUUAGUGCGUUUAUUUGAGCAAGCAAACAAAAGCGAGCAACUUCUUGUGAUUUCAAGGCUAGAAGGAAAAAGUCUUUUGCCUUCAACUGUUAGCCCAGAAGGUCUAAUAUACUGCUGUGAUCAUAGUGAUAUUAAGGAAACUCUCAAUUUAGCAAUGGAAAGAAGUGAUAGUAUUAGACUGCAUAUCAUGUCUUGGCCUAAUCAAACAACUCAAAAUACCACACGGUCGUUUGGUGCUGCAGUUCUUAUGCCUCCAAAUUGAUACCAUCAGUAGUUCAACAUC